AUGUCGACGAGAAAACGGAAACGCGCGCAGGUCGUCCAUCAAGAAGAAGAUUUUGAAGAGGAGGCUGAGCAACAGGAAGGAGAUGAAGGGAAGGAGAAUGGAGAGAAGGAGAUUGAUCCUGCGGAAAAGGAGCAGGAGGUUUGGGAUGCCAUUCGGGAGGAACGCUAUGAAAUCGUGGAACAGCUGCCUUUGACUCUGCAUCGACAAUUAUCAUUGAUGAAGCAGCUAGACCAGCAAUCCCAAAGCUAUCUCACGGCUCUGUUGCCGACACUGCGGAGUUACAUCCAACUUCGAAAAUCUAUCGCAGAAAAGGGAGAAGAGCACACAGGCCGAGCAAACGCUUCGACAGUCGACGCCAUGGCGGCGGAUGGAACGCCUUCGACCAGCAAAGACAGCAACGAAACGUUAUUUUCUAUAGGAGAUGCCCAGGGAAUGGCAAUCCCACGAGAACGAGCGCGUGCACCGGAGACGACGCGUGAAUAUCUAUCUCACGUCGCGUGGUUAUCCGAAGAACUGCUUCGAGCGUCGCAGGAAAAGGUCAACUUGGCCCAAGCUACAACGGACUCGGUUGAACGCCAUAUCAGACUGCUCGACGUCGCGAUCCAGGAACAAGAGGCCUCUCUCAUCUCCAGUACUCAGGGCACAAUCUCCCUCCCUGACCUCACCCUUCCAAAACCUACACGGCAGUCCGGCAACGUCUUCGACAAAUACAAUUCUAUCACUUUGCAAACAAGUGGUUUACUGAAUAGCGAGCGGAUUGACGACGAGGGAGGGGAUUCGCCCAUUGAAGAAAUUGGAAUCCCCCGUGACAUCUUGAAAGCCAUGUUCGUCAGCCCAACGAAGAAUGAGGCUGGGGAAGAGCUAUACUGCUAUUGCAACCGUGCAUCGUUUGGAGAAAUGAUCGCUUGUGACGGGCCUCAAUGUGGCUUGGAAUGGUUCCACCUGGGAUGUGUAGGACUGAAAGAACCACCGGAAGGAGAGUGGUUCUGCGAAAAUUGUACUAAAUUCGACAUGUAA
Coprinopsis cinerea okayama7#130 is the source of this 1017-nucleotide messenger RNA. RefSeq lists its product as hypothetical. The record is from RefSeq and is a predicted model, not a curated record. Lineage: Eukaryota; Fungi; Basidiomycota; Agaricomycetes; Agaricales; Psathyrellaceae. The coding region runs from base 1 to 1017 and encodes 338 amino acids. Gene Ontology annotation, biological process: regulation of DNA-templated transcription. Gene Ontology annotation, cellular component: nucleus. The transcript has 5 exons.